GGGUAUUUCCGGCGGGCGGUGACGCCCUUCCGGUGGGAAGAUGGCGGCGGUGGUCUCGGGGGCGGGCGAGGGCCUUGCGGCGCUCCCGGCUCAGCCCCUGGAGCUCAAGAGCCAGUUUCGCACCCGUGAAGGCUCCUACCGGCUGCUGGGCCCCGAGUCCCGGCCCCGCGCCGGCCCCACCGCUGCCCCCGGGCCUUCCCCGCCCACCGCCGGACCGGGCCCAGCCGCCGCCGCCCCGGGCCCGGCCGCGCUGCCGCCGGUGCGAUUGUCCAUGGUGCGGUUGGCUCUGCCGCCCGCUGAGGAACCGGGGGGCCCGGCGGAGCGCAGCCGGGUUUGCUUCAACUUGGGCCGAGAGCUUUAUUUCUACGGUGGGGCCGGCUCCGGUGGUCGCGGCAGCCGUCGGUCGCUGGACCUGCACAAGCCCAUCGACAAACGCAUUUACAAGGGGACGCAGCCAACCUGCCAUGACUUCAACCAGUUCACCGCCGCUGCCGACACCAUCAGUCUCCUGGUGGGCUUCUCGGCCGGGCAGGUCCAGUACCUUGACCUUGUUAAGAAGGACACCAGCAAGCUCUUUAACGAGGAGCGCCUGAUCGACAAGACGAAGGUGACUUUUGUCAAAUGGCUGCCGGAGACAGAACGGCUCUUCCUGGCUUCCCACGCCAGCGGCCACCUGUACCUGUACGAUGCCGAGCAGCCCUGCGGGGCCACGGCCCCCCAGUACAACCUCCUGACGCAAGGCGAGGGCUUCAGCAUCUUCGCCUGUAAGAGCAAGACCCCCCGAAACCCCCUCCUCAAAUGGGCAGUGGGCGAGGGGGCCCUUAACGAAUUUGCCUUCUCGCCGGAUGGGCGCUCGCUGGCCUGUGUCAGCCAGGAUGGCUGCCUGCGCGUCUUCCAUUUUGACUCCAUGCUGCUGCAGGGGAUGAUGAAGAGUUAUUUCGGGGGGUUGCUCUGCGUCUGUUGGAGCCCCGAUGGGCGUUACGUGGUGACGGGGGGUGAGGACGACCUGGUGACCGUCUGGUCCUUUGCUGAGGGGCGGGUGGUGGCUCGAGGUCACGGUCACAAGUCUUGGGUCAAUGCCGUGGCCUUCGAUCCCUUCACUGGGGCGGCCCAGCCCCCUGAGCUGAGUGGGGGUGAGGAGGAGGACGAGCCCCCCAAUCCCCUUGUCCGCCGCUCCCCUGCUGUCACCUAUCGCUUCGGCUCAGCCGGCCAGGACACCCAGUUCUGCCUGUGGGACCUGACCGAGGACGUCCUCUACCCUCGGCCUCCCCUCUCCCGUGCCCGUACCCUCACCGGAUUGGGGGAUGCCAGCGUUCCCGUGCCGGGGCUACCCCGCUCACUCUCCCGCUCCAACAGCCUCCCGCAGCCGGCGGGGACAGGCUCGGCCCGCGGCCCCCCACCCGAUGUCCCCCCGGCCCUCAGCGUCGGUCGCUUCGCCACGUUGACGUUGCAGGAACAUAAGGGACCCUCCAGCGCCGAAAAAGAGCACAAACGUUACCACAGUUUGGGUAACAUCAGCCGGAGCGGGGAGAAACCUCCUGGUGGUGCCAGGUCCCGGGGACGGCUGGAUACGGCCAAGGUGCUGGGGACGGCACUGUGCCCCCGGAUUCAUGAGGUGCCGCUGCUGGAACCCCUCAUCUGCAAGAAGAUUGCCCACGAACGGUUGACGGUGCUGCUCUUCUUGGAGGAUUGUAUUGUCACUGCCUGCCAGGAGGGACUCAUCUGCACCUGGGCCCGGCCUGGCAAGGCUGGACUGUCCUCGCAGAACAGCGGCUCCCCCAGUGGCACUGUAGUAUAGCCGUCACUGUCAUCCAGCUGCAUCACCAUCACCCGGCUGCAUCAGUCACCUGUACAUACCCCUGUGGGUGCCACUGCCCUGCUCAAGGACACCGCUUCAUCCCCGUACUACUGAGCCCCCCCCGGGUGGGUGGGCACCCUGUUGUCCCCACGGCCCCCCACUGUCCCCCGGUGGGGUGGUGGCACUGCGGGUGCCGUGCUGGUGGGGUGCCCUGUGCCUUCAUCACUUUACAUCCCCGCCAUGCCAUGGGGCCACCGGGCUCUGCCCCUUAUUUAUACUAA
Harpia harpyja (harpy eagle) is the source of this 2079-nucleotide messenger RNA. RefSeq names its product DM1 locus, WD repeat containing (gene DMWD). Gene Ontology annotation, molecular function: protein binding. NCBI's taxonomy places the organism in Eukaryota, Metazoa, Chordata, Aves, Accipitriformes, Accipitridae. The record is from RefSeq and is a predicted model, not a curated record.